Messenger RNA from Aegilops tauschii subsp. strangulata, 1434 nucleotides. The record is from RefSeq and is a predicted model, not a curated record. Lineage: Eukaryota; Viridiplantae; Streptophyta; Magnoliopsida; Poales; Poaceae.
AUGGCGGCGCUGGACGGUCCAAAACUAGCCGCCGCCCGCGAACGCCCAACCGCCACUUCAUUUCCAUUCCCGCCCGCCCGCGCCCGUCCGCCCGCCCACGACCCUCCCGGCCGCCGCCGCCCCCCGCCAUCCGGCGCCGCCAUGGCCGAUGCCGAUGACCCCGUCGCCUUCUCCGCCGCCGCCACAGCCGGUGGGCUGACCCACGUGGCCGCCGCCGCUGCCAUCCCGCCCGCAUCCGCGGCCAUGCCCCCGCCCCCCGCCCGUCGGCCCGGAUUGGCGCCGCCCAGGCCGAUGGCCACCGCGCAGGCGACGAAGCCGACGAAGGGACGAGGAGGCAGCAUCAAACGGCCGGCCAACCGCAGCCGCAACCCGGCCGACAGUUCUACGCGGCCGGUGAAGGUCUCGAAGGCGGCCGUGGCGGCUCGGGGCGACGAGUCGCAGACGGCGCGGCCGGCGGCCUCCUCCAGCAGCCACACAUCCAUUCCUCCACCUCCCCCGCCGCCAUCGCCGGCCGUGGAGGAAGAUGUGGCCAUGCCGACGGCCACCGCCUCCAACAUGUUCGACGAAAUGUCGCAAAGUGUUGAUGAUGAAGCUUUCAUGCACGCAACAAAUGUGGCAAAUGAUGAUUACAUAUAUGAGUCACAAGAAUAUGAAACCCAAUAUGAUGAUGACAAUCUUGAUGUGGAUGAUGAGGGCUUCAUUGUCAAGGGAAGAAGUGGCAAUUAUAGCACCGCAGAGGAUGUGUUGAUAUGCACUGCUUGGAAGAAAAUCUCUCAAGAUGCAAGCGUUGGAAGCGACCAAACGAAAAUGAUUGCACAAGGAUUGUUUCGGGAGAGGAACAUGAAACGCGAGAAGAAGAAAAGGAAAGGAAAAGCUUUCACUUUUCAUCAUUGCUACAAAGAGCUCAAGGAUGUGGAGAAGUGGAAAACUAGAGAGACUUUUGAAUCAUCGAAGAAGAAGAGUGUGUUGGUUGUGGAUGAAGAAGAUGUCGCCAUUGAGGAGACGAGCCCCACUCCUCACUCCGCGACAAAAUCUUAUAGGCCCGAUGGAAACAAGAAAGCGAAGGGAACCAAGGCCGGAGACAAUGAUCUCAAGGAAGGAUUUGAUGCCAUUGUCAUGGCAAGGAAAGAGUAUGCCAGCGAGAAAAGAAUGUUGAAGCUCAAGGAAAUAGAGGAGAGGAGUGAGGCCGAGCGGCGAAGGGCGGCGGCCGAGGAGAAGAGGGCGGCAACCGAGGAGAGGUUGGCUGCGACCGAGGAAAGGAAGGUGGACCUAGAGGAGAAGAAGGCCGCGGCCGACGAGAGGAAGAUGGUAGAAGAGAGGACACUCAAGUUCAUGUUUAUGGACACAUCAACUCUUGAUGCCAAGGCAAAGGCAUAUGUUGAACUUUGUCGCGAUGAAAUGCUCAUGAAGAAGCAAAUGCUCAUGAGGCAAUGA